Messenger RNA from Misgurnus anguillicaudatus (oriental weatherfish), 972 nucleotides. NCBI's taxonomy places the organism in Eukaryota, Metazoa, Chordata, Actinopteri, Cypriniformes, Cobitidae. The record is from RefSeq and is a predicted model, not a curated record.
UUUCUGUUUAAUAAAGGUUGUGCAACGUUUUGUCGGGGCAGAUUUUCCCCUGACCCUGCAGGCACCAUCUCGUGAUCAUCCACCAUCGAGACUUUUGUUAAAAGCUACUAAGCUGGUAUAUGUGAGUUUCUUCAAAGAGAAAUCAUGAACUUCAGACUCUCAUCACUGAUCCUGCUGUUACACAUUCAAGGGUUCCUUACAUUGGAUAACUUUAAUGUAACCUGUAAUAAACAGAAUAUUUGUGCUGUGAAGGGAGGAGUGGUGUCAGUGAGGUGCGAUUACUCAAACAUCAACAUCACAACUGUGUUCUGGUUCAGUCAGAAACAGAGAACAAACUGGAGAAACAAAGAUGAACCUGAAGAUUUGACUUUAGAUUCAGAUUACUCAGGACGAGUGCAUCAGAGGAUCACUAAAGAUAACUCAAAGCUCAUAAUACAUGAUCCGAGAGAGAGAGACAGUGGAGAAUAUCAGCUCAUGUUCAUUACGAAGGAUGGAGUUAAACAUCUCAGCUCAGUCACAGUCAAUCUAACAGUCACAGUUUUACAGGUGAAGAUGAAUCCUGAAUCUACAGGACAGCGAGUAAAACUGAGCUGUGAUUCCUCCUGCCCAAAAACAUCUGAAAAUAAUUACCGCUGGUCCAAGAAUGGACAACCUUUAAAAAAUAGUCAAAGCAUAUUUGUGUCAUCCAGUGAAAACACUGACAGUUAUUCCUGCACUGAUUCUGUUUCAGAGUCCUCUUCAUCUGUGUUAGAGAAAACAUACUGGAAUUACGGUUAUCGUGGGGAAUUCAGAGAUCUACGUGAGGAUCCUCGGUUUUCUGGUCGUGUGGAGUUUGUGGGAAACACACUGAGAAUAAAAAAUGCCAGCAUGAGUGACACUGGACAUUAUCAGUUCAGCAUCAUCACUAACACAUCAGAUGUAGUUUCUGGUUCUCCUGGAGUCUAUCUUACUGUUACAGGUAACUGCUCAUAA